UUCCUCGGAGCCUUCAAGUUGAAGACGAAUUCAGAGAUUUUAUAUAAUCUCGAAUCAAAAAUCAAAAAUAGAAAUCCAAAAAAAAAAUUUAAAUUAAAUGUAUGAGUAUGAAUGAAUGAAUGAAUGACGAGUAUUUUCUUCUUCCAUAUUAUCUUGGUUUCUCUCCGGCUUUGAUACAGAGCCGGUUCAAAUGAAGGAUCGCAGAAAAAGAAACGACAUCGUCGUUUCCUGGAGCAGAUUCUUCUGGUGCACCGUCUUCGUCGUUUUCGCUUGCGUCUUCUUCUCCGGCUUCACCUUCUCCACUUUUCGCCUUCUCUUCGGAGAAGUACUUAAACCAGUAGUGGUUUUAAAAUGCCGAGCUCCCCCGGCUAAAGCCAUCUCCGGCGAGACUCCAGGGACCGACUCAUCAAUCUCUAUACGAGAAGUGGUGAUGCUACCAGAUCAGGCCUUGGUUUUCCUAAAUUACCCUUCUCCGUCACGCUUAUUUACCAAAGAGGACCUCGCCUGCGUUUUCUAUACCACCUCCUCCUCCGCGACCAAACCACGACGUUUCAAGAGGUCGCCGAUUUCCGUCGACGCCAGCGAGGACUCCGGUGUCCAGAUCGUGCGGUGCCCGUUCACGCCACGUGGAUUCACUGUGUCGGUCGGAUUGAAACCUAAGGGCCGGAAUUUUCGCGCCGGUCCUCGUCACGAGUGGGACUCGCUGGCGUACGAGGCUCUGAUCGACCGCGACAACACCACGGUGGUGUUCGUGAAGGGCCUCAAUCUAAAGCGGGAGAGAGUCUCCGUCGCCUCCAAGUUCGAGUGCGUGUACGGCUGGGAUUUCACCUCUCCAAACCCCAAGUUCGUCCUCAGAUCGGAGGUACUUUCCAUUGCGCAGGAGAUCGUACGGUGCAAAACGCCUCUAAGUGUGCUGAGUGGCCCACACAGGCCCAACAUCAGUAACCACAACUCAGUUAAGGUCUCUGUCAGAAUGAAGGGCAGGAAAACAUUAAAAACCGUAGCCCGGCCCAAGAUCCGGCACAUACCCGACCCGAUGACACGUAAACAGCACGAGAUGUGUGUUUGCACCAUGGUCCGGAAUCAGGCCCGGUUCUUGAAGGAAUGGAUCAUGUACCACUCAGAAAUCGGGGUCCAACGGUGGUACAUUUACGACAACAACAGUGAUGACGACCUCGAUUCUGUCGCCGAGUCGUUGUACAAUUCCAAUUACAAUGUCACGCGCCACGCGUGGCCGUGGGUGAAGACCCAGGAGGCCGGGUUCGCCCAUUGCGCAUUGCGGGCGCGUGACACGUGCGAGUGGGUCGGGUUCAUUGACGUGGACGAGUUUAUUCACUUGCCAACGGGCCUAUUUUUGCAUGACGUGGUUGCCAAUCAGACGCAAUAUAACAACAAUGUGGCCGAGCUACGUACGUCGUGCUACAGCUUUGGGCCGUCGGGACUCAGGCGCGUGCCGGCCCACGGCGUGAUGGUGGGGUACACAUGCCGGGUGGCAAUUGCGGAGAGGCACAAGAGUUUUGUGAGGCCGGAGGCAUUGAAUUCAUCAUUGAUCAAUGUGGUGCACCAUUUUCACCUUAGGGAUGGAUUUGAGUAUGUCAAUAUGGAUAGGGGGGUUAUGGUGAUAAAUCACUACAAGUAUCAAGUUUGGGAAGUGUUUAAGGAAAAGUUCUAUAGGAGAGUGGCCACUUAUGUGGCUGAUUGGCAAGAUGACCAAAAUGUGGGGUCCAAGGAUAGAGCCCCAGGGUUGGGGACUAGAGCUGUGGAACCACCGGAUUGGCCCAACAGAUUUUGUGAGGUCACUGAUACUGGGCUUAGGGACCGGGUCUUACGAACUUUUGCCGACCCAAAAACACAUCUUUUGCCAUGGGAAAAGGGUUACACUAAUAACAAGAACAAAACAGAGAGGACCAAGGCAGCGAGAAAGCGUAAAGGCUUAUUAUGAUUUUACGAGAGAUAAUGACACUUUUAGAUAGGGUUUUGUUUUUUUG
This is a messenger RNA of Morus notabilis, 1988 nucleotides long. RefSeq names its product glycosyltransferase family 92 protein RCOM_0530710. Lineage: Eukaryota; Viridiplantae; Streptophyta; Magnoliopsida; Rosales; Moraceae. The transcript is spliced from 2 exons. The record is from RefSeq and is a predicted model, not a curated record. Bases 191 to 1942 code for a protein of 583 amino acids.